CUAGCUGUCCUCCAGCCUCCUUCUCUUGGCCUCCCUCUCCACACCCUCACCUGACACAUUGAGGCACACAUCACAGCCAUGACGCACACAAGGAAUAUGUGUGUCGCCCUGAUCUGGCUCCUCCCCUUUCCCCAUCUCACCCUCUUCAUCCUCCUGCUGCUGCUGCUGGCCAUCGCCCUCGCCCUCUCCGUCGACGUCGCCAUCCAUAUCUGCACACACACGCAAACAUACAAGUGGGCCCAACCACACACACAUGUAUUCCACACCCUCAUCGCUGUCGCCGUCGUCAUCCGCACUAUCAUCAUCAUCCUCUGCAGACACACACACACACACACACACAUACAUACAUAUGAGGAAGACACCUAGCAAGGCGGGCUGGGCACCGCACACAGACCACUUACCCUCACCACCAUCGUCAUCGUCGUCAUCCGCACCCUCAUCUGCGCACCACGACACACACGCCGAUUCAAUGACAUCCGACUCACAGACCGAAGUGGAGGCGGCCGGCUGCACACUCACCCUCAUCAAUGACUUCCUCCUGUUGGUUGACCACCAUGUCUGCGAUGGGCUGCCCCACCAGGCCGCCCACCAGAGGGACGACAGAGGGCAGGCGGUCCUUGAAAGCAGCCGAUGCAUCACCUACUGGCGGCUCGGUGGCGCGGGCAGAAACUAACACUGCAUUCAGCAGAACAGCAUACGUCAGAAAACGGCUCCAUCACCUGAGGAUCUCUUAUCCGCUCCCUACCUAUGUCCGCGUCGGCCAAGGUGCUGAGAAAGAUCGAUGCGACGAAUGGGCUGUCGAGCGGCGUCAGCAGCAGCUGCCGAAGCUCUAUCGGGGGAUCAUCAUCGUCCCACCUGACCGCCAUGACGGCGGUGCAUCGGUUGGGGGGCUGGUGGGGCGAGUGGUUGAGGAAGCCGUCCAGCACACCGUCGUGGUCAUGCCUGAGGAGAGCAACACAUAACAGAGGAGAGAGGCCCUGAUGAAUGGACGGAUGUGUGUGUGCCUGAGUGUGGUGUGUCCUGCGUACCGGUCCACGUAAGCCCAUGGCGUCCACCCCCUAUUGGCCGCUGGAGGGAUCAU
Messenger RNA from Vitrella brassicaformis, 1081 nucleotides. The record is from the annotation of a GenBank genome assembly. Lineage: Eukaryota; Vitrellaceae.